This is a messenger RNA of Eruca vesicaria subsp. sativa (arugula), 375 nucleotides long. The record is from the annotation of a GenBank genome assembly. NCBI's taxonomy places the organism in Eukaryota, Viridiplantae, Streptophyta, Magnoliopsida, Brassicales, Brassicaceae.
AAAAAAAAGAAAAAUGACCUAUUAUCUGAAAAUCCGACGCUUAAUUAGGAGCAAGAAGCGGCGACGCUUAUGGGACACGCGUCAUACACGGAAGUCUUCUCCUCUCUCUCAUCUCUAUCUCUCUCUCCGACUGAAAUCAGUUGCGACACGGCGAUCAGAGACUGGGUUCUGAUCCCUCUCUCCAUCGUGAUGGUUCUCAUCGGUGUUCUCCGCUACUUCGUCUAUAAACUCAUGCGUUCGCCUCCGACUCCAGAUGCGAAGAUAGUCAAAGAAGGGGCUCGGAAUCUCAAGGCAGGUGCCAAUUUCAUCCCGCAUAAGUCCUUCUGAGCUUGGAGAUUCUACUUCAGCAACGAGCCAAAAUAAUCUUGAGACCAU